AAGGGAAUGAAUGAACGAAUCGUAUGCGGAAGUUUUUUGGUAUUCGAUGAUUUCUCAUUACCAAGCGCCUAAGAUCUUCCAAAAAUGACUAAAUCAAAGACGGCAAAGAAAGAGAAGAUGAGUGUGGCAAGUGAGAUUGACCGCAUGGAGGAGCGCAAAUUACACUGUAAAAACAACCUGGAGAGGGCGGAGUUUAGACAGAGAAAAGAGCAACUCUCAGACCACGACAGACAGGCCCUGGAAGAUGAAAUGACCAUAAUGAAUGAAAGAAUACAGAAAUACGAAGACGACUUGCAGAUGCUGAGAGGAGAGAACAGGAGGAACAUGAUGCUGUCCGUUGCUCUGUUAGCCAUCAGCGCUCUUUUCUACUACACAUUCAUACACUAAAGAGAAUUAUUCUACUAAAUAUAUUGACUGAGAAUGAACUAUGGGGGUUUGAAAUCCAGUCGAAACCAUAAUCACCCACUUGCCAUUCUCUAGCUGGCAACAUUGGUUCAGAGGUUGUGUCAGUGUCACUUUAUCCAUGAAUACAACAUGCCAUAUUCAGCUUGGCUAUGAUGUGGAUUGCUUGAAUACUGCUGUCUUUGUGCUGUGAAGCAACAUAUGCUUGUAUCAUCCAUAAGAGAGAGUGACAGAUCAGGAUGUUUUAUGCAUUUGCCAACAAUCUUUACGAAGAUGUGUUUGAAAGUUCCUGUAACUACUACAUGCAGGUCAAAAUACAGUAUAUUACAUAUAUGUCAUCAUUGCAUUGCCAAAGUGAACGUGUAAAGCUAAAUUUAUGUGAAUUAUCACACUGAAUGUAUGACACUUUCCCCAAAGAUUACUCACUGACUUCUCUGUCCAGCUCACUGUUUAUUGCAUUUCAACAGGACUAACAUGCACAAGAUUGGGGUGGAACAGCGGGUGUAAUUCCAUCAAAAAAGAAAAAAAAAACAAUUAUCAACCAAAUGUUCAGAUUAAAUAAUAAAAAAACAACCAUUAAUAAAAUGCAAUAAUGUUCCAA
Xyrauchen texanus (razorback sucker) is the source of this 1003-nucleotide messenger RNA. It is a transcript of the gene ccdc167, whose product is annotated as coiled-coil domain containing 167. The coding region runs from base 85 to 387 and encodes 100 amino acids. Lineage: Eukaryota; Metazoa; Chordata; Actinopteri; Cypriniformes; Catostomidae. The record is from RefSeq and is a predicted model, not a curated record. The transcript has 4 exons.